This is a messenger RNA of Stereum hirsutum FP-91666 SS1, 1423 nucleotides long. RefSeq lists its product as uncharacterized. Bases 37 to 1278 code for a protein of 413 amino acids. Lineage: Eukaryota; Fungi; Basidiomycota; Agaricomycetes; Russulales; Stereaceae. The record is from RefSeq and is a predicted model, not a curated record. The transcript has a single exon.
ACACCCCCAACUUCUAUCCCAAGUUCAACCCCAAACAUGACCUCCGACUCGACAGCUCCUUUCCCAGCUCUUCCGAACGAGCUCGUUCAUCAUAUUCUCACCAUCAACGCUUUAUACUCCAAGCGCGCAUGCUCCAGCAUAACACUCGUCUCAUCAUGGGCUCGAGAACUUGUGCUGCCCAUCUUAUGGGAGGACGUGAAGAUCGACACUUUUGAUCAGGCGGAGGUGAUACAGCAUGUGGCGUCGCACUGCAAAGUCAUAGCAAAGUCAAGGGAAGCAAGCGAUGACGAAUCAGAAAGGAGAAAGCAGAACUGCCCAUUAGCGUUCGUCCGGAGACUAUGGAUAUCCACGACCGUCGCCAAUUCGAAAUUCGGCGCAGGGUUCGACAACACUUUCUUCGCUCAAUGCCACAGUCUUCGCGACAUCACCCUCCCCAGCACACUCCUACCUUCCCUUUCCUCCCUCCCUCUCCUCUCUACUCCCACCUCGGUUGCGUACGCCUCAUCUCAAUCAGACUUUCGCAUCACGCUGCUCGGCGGCGGACUUGAAUCACCGAACCCUUCCGCUGGCUUCACUGCAGCCACGUUUAUGCACGUCCUCAACCGCGUACCUACCAGACCAGCGUCCAUCUUAAGUUCAAUAACCCACCUACAUCUCCUCACAUACCCCCUCCUCUCGCUCUUCCUCUCCGAAUCCGGCGCUCUUCUCAGUCAGAUGCCAGCCCUGACACACCUCACGAUCCCAUUCUCGCCUUCCGAUAUGUGUAAGAGGGCGGUGGAGGUGGUGGUCCGAGAGGUCAAACAGCUGGAGGUGCUUGUCUGCGCGAUACGCACAGAAGAGUUCGGAAGGACGGUAGAGAGUAGGAUAGGUAGAAAUGGUGCGAUUUGGAGAGUGGCGAUGACCCCGAGGAUUGUGGACUCCGUCAAAGCCCUCCGGAAACGUGUUCUCAGAACGGACGGGAUGGGGAAGAGAAGGGAGGUGGUAUAUUGGGCGAGCUUUGAACCCGCUCUAUUUGAGGCCGAUUGGACGCAGCAUGGGCGACGAGACAUUUGGAGCAGGGCGAUGAGAGAGGUUCAAGAGGCUGAGGCAGCGGAAGCAGAGGAGAAAGCCCGAGUGUCGGUGGUAGAUGGGGAUACGAAAGGCAAGGGCAAGCGAGUAUGGGUGGAUGGGAUGUAUAACGAAGAAGCCACGGUGGAGGUUGUGGAUGUGGAAGACGGUGAUAGCGAGGACGCGUGCACUCUGGGAGCAGAACAGAGAUACCCCGAGCUGGCCAUGUGAAGAAGCAUACGAGGUAGGCUUUGAGUACUGAGGUUGUAUUUAUCUGUUUUUUUUUUCGGUGCUGCGGGAAUGUACUAUUCUCCUCCGCCAUUCACUACUAGCUGUUUGAAUGUGCCCUCCUUUCGGUACUCCGUAUUCUGUAUUU